This is a messenger RNA of Cherax quadricarinatus, 586 nucleotides long. Its product is annotated as cuticle protein AMP4-like. The record is from RefSeq and is a predicted model, not a curated record. Gene Ontology annotation, cellular component: chitin-based extracellular matrix. Lineage: Eukaryota; Metazoa; Arthropoda; Malacostraca; Decapoda; Parastacidae. Gene Ontology annotation, molecular function: structural constituent of chitin-based larval cuticle.
CCUCACAGACGCUCACUACCUGACAACAUGAAGCUUAUCGUGAUCUUGGCUAUAGUGGCUGUGGCGGUGGCCGACAAGCUACCUGUCUCUCCUGUACUCAUCCUCCACAGUCAACAGACCAACCCAGACGCUGCUGGUGCCCACAGUGCUGAAUUUGAGAGCGAGGACGGCAUUAAAGUUCAGGUUUCUGGUUCUCAGGGUCCCACUGGAGGUUCCAACUUAAUUGGCUCAUACAGCUACCCCCUGGAGGAUGGCAGUAUUGCAUCAGUAAAGUAUGUGGCUGACGAGAACGGCUUCCAACCACAGUCCGACCUGCUUCCCGUGGCUCCUGAAUUCCCCCACGAAAUCCCUGAGUUCGUCCUCGAACAGAUCGCCUUCGCCGAGGAGGAGAGGAAGCGCGAGGAACGAGAGGGACGAUUAUGAAGCAUUUAAAUUUUUCAUGCUCUCUGAAUCUAAUGUUAAAGUACAGUUUUCUCUUCAUCUGAACUUUCUCUAUGUACAGACAUUAUAAUGCCCAGUGUCAUUCAUAUUUAUACAUGUAUUUAUAAACACUGAAUUUCCAUGUAAAUAAAGCAUCUGCAUAUUA